Messenger RNA from Ylistrum balloti, 6480 nucleotides. RefSeq names its product AP-4 complex subunit sigma-1-like. Gene Ontology annotation, cellular component: intracellular membrane-bounded organelle. Gene Ontology annotation, biological process: vesicle-mediated transport; protein transport. Bases 123 to 551 code for a protein of 142 amino acids. The transcript is spliced from 6 exons. The record is from RefSeq and is a predicted model, not a curated record. Lineage: Eukaryota; Metazoa; Mollusca; Bivalvia; Pectinida; Pectinidae.
CUGUUUUCACUGAAACGAACCUCAUUCCAUAGAAUUUUGACAUCGAAUAAUUUAUGCGUGGGAUUUCAGCUGUAGUAAACAAAGCGAAAUAAAGGGUUAGGACAAAAAGCAUUCCAUCAGAAAUGAUGAAGUUUGUGUUGGUUGGAAACCGGAUGGGAAAUGUUCGAUUUUGCCGAUCCUUUUGUAGUGACAACCUGAAGGCACGCUCCGCAAAAGAACAAGAGAUGCUACGAUUAUGUUUAAAAGAUCAGAAACAGGAAGGGUUUGUGGAAUACCAAGACACUAUGCUGAUUUACAGACUGUACACAAAUCUGAUCUUCGUUGCUGGAACAUCACUAACAGAGAAUGAACUAGCAGUGAUGGAAGUUUUACAGAACUUUGUCGAAACAGUCAUUAAGCAUUUUGAGCAAGUAUCGGAACAAGAUUUUGUUUAUAACAUGGACAAGAUCCACAUGAUCCUAGAUGAAAUGGUUGUUUCUGGCACCAUAGCAGAGACUAAUAAAUCAAGAGUGCUGCUCCCUCUCCAGCUUAUGGAUGCCACCAGAAGAUAGCUGUACUUUCUAUGACCAGCCUGUUACUUAAAGUGAUCAAAGAGGAAAUAAGAUAUUUCAGAUGAAGAAUGAUAUCGUAUUGCAUGUUGUCUGUCAUUCCUAAAGAGGUGUGACAUCAAAUAUCUUAAGCUAUUGUAAGACAUGGCAUCCAUUGCAGACUAAGUUUGAUCUUAUGGAUGUGAAGGGAGAGGCUUUCAUCACGGAGAAUAGAUGUAGGGAAGCCAAGCAAAGCCUUUCGAGAAGACAUGGAGUGAUUGAUUUAUAUUGAAUUGUGGUAAGAGAGUUAAAGCUUAAUGAAAUCUUUCCUGCAGUGGUGUGGUCUCAGAAAGGAUACAUUCUGUAGGUAGUGAUAAUUGUAUAGACAGGGAAUACAAGUUGGUCAUUGAGGAGCUUAAGGAGCAGAUGGCAAUGGAAAAUCAAGACAAAUUUUUACAAGUCCACUCCUUUAAUAACAGCUGACUGAUUUGAACUAGAUUUGGUAUGAAGCUUCCCUUCUCCCAAUGAAUUUGUAUCAUUAAUAAAAUAAUGAAAACCAAAGAUGAAGAUUGGAAAACAGUUUAGAUGAAAUUUUAUAACUCGUUACUGGUUUGUGCUAACUCUGAAUACAUUAUGAUCAAGGUCUUAUAAAAAAAAAUAUGAAAUGUUAAAGUAAUUGGUUACAUUAUUGACCUAGAGAGAUUUGUUAAGUCAUAUAUAAUGGGAAAAUAUGAUGUAAAUCUGUUUAUGGGUGUUGUAUGCAACUGCACACUAUAUUUGUUUAUACAUGUACAUGUAUAUGAUUAUAUCUGUGCUUGAAAAUAAUAUUUGUAAGUGAUGCUAAAUUUGAUAAUUUCCAAGAAAAAACGAAGUCUGUAUUGAUAACAAAUUUAUAGUGUAUUAUUUAUACCUCAUCACAGUACAGAGUGCAUACUAAAAUGCAGUCUUAUGAAAGAAAAUCCAUAUUCAACACUUCAUCUGAUUUAUCUUGUAGUAGCCUUACCUCCCUUUUAACUGUUGGAGAUAUUUCUGUUCUCAGGUAUAACUCUGUCAAUAUACAUAAGAGAGAAUAAUUGCACUACAGGUUUUGUAAUGAGGAUAUCGGUUAUUUACAAUUAAAGUUUUAAAAUACACUGUAUGUGUAUUUUUGGCCCCAAAGUGUUUGUCCAAUUAUCUUGUUGACAAGAUUUUAAAUCUAGCAAAUUUAUGACCCUGUUUUGGAAUGUGAGCAAUUUGAUCUAUUGUCUUGAUGGGUGAAAUCAAGGUGAACUGAACAGUGACCUGUCUGGUUCAUGAUAAAGCAGACAAGGUUAUGACUGGGGACACAUGACACAGAUUUCAAUAAAACGUUACUCCAUGUAAAAAUGUACCCUCUCUUUUAGACCAUGUGUAUCAUAUUUUAUUUAAACAAUGGCAUCACUUACUUAUUGUGACUGGUUUUAAAAUUUUAUCACAUUUAGUUUGUUGCUUACUGCAUUUUAUACAAUAUUUUUGUAGUAGUUUAAGUGCACAGUUUAUCAAAAGCUUGAAACAAUUAUGAUGUAUUUAUUCAUCAAACGAACUUGAUUGAUGUUAUUUUUUUCUCAAUAUUUUAGAGGAUUGAACACUAUCUUUGUAUCUACUUCAUGAGGUAUUUAUGUCUUCCGAUUUUUUUUUCUUUUCUUGAUUAUAUUGGAAAAUAGAGCCCUGAAAAGGAACAAACUUUACGCUAUUAAUUGGUUGUAGAUAAGGUUUUAUGAUCAUUUUUCAUGUUUCUGUAAAAAAAUUAUUUAUAUAUUUUAAACUUAUUUAUACUUUGAUACACAUUAGGAUGAUUCUGUGUGACUUUAUGGUACCCAACUGAACAAUGUAUGAGCACUGAAAUAGCACAUCAUUAAUGUCUGAAAUUUUUUUGUCCAAGAUGGAUGACACAUACACAAUAUUGUGCACCCCAUUUAUAUAAUUUCAUGCCUCAGAGUGUUCUGUCGGUCAGUCCAUAUCAUGUGUUGUUACUUCAAGUUUACUAGUGAGCCCAGUUUGUGUUUUACUACUAUAGUUGUCAUACUUCAGAGCACAGAUACAACUCUAGUAGUACUACAAGAUAAAGAUAUAUGUAGAUGAUUGUGAUCUAUAUUAUCCAUUGAGUUUAAUUAGACUUUGUGUUUGGUUCUGUUUCCAUUAACAUGGAAGUGAAGGAGUUGAUGUAAUUUACAUUUUUCUAGUCCUAUGUAAGAAUUUUCUUUUGUUUAAAAUAUGAAAUUAAGACUGUUGAUGUGGAUAUGAGUCUGUCAUUUUAUUAUCCAACAAAUUGACUGGGGUCAAGAACAUUAAAUUUCAUUCCAUUUCCCAUGGAUCCUGAUGUACUCCCUGCACUUACUCCACUGGUAAACUUUGAUGGAUCGGUCAUACUAGAUGAGGACAUCAUUUGCUGAUUGAGUUGAUUUGGAUCGAAGCUAGCUGAUCCACCACUACCUCCUCCAGAGGUGCUGCCACUACCAGAUCCACCACUACCUCCUCCAGAGGUGCUGCCACUACCAGAUCCACCACUACCUCCUCCAGAGGUGCUGCUACUUCCACCGCUACUUGAACCACCUCCGCUGGAAGAAGAGCUACCUCCCAUCAUGUUGCUUGGCGACAUCUGACUUGAUCCACCACUUCCACUUGAUCCACUUCCAGAUGAAGAUCCAGUCAUUGAUGGAGAACUUCCUCCACUUCCACUCAUCAUAUAACUUGGUGACAUCAUUUGAUUGGAACUGCCUCCUGAUGAUCCACCACUCGGACUUGAAGAUCCACCACUGGUUCCCAUAUUCUGCAUAAAUUGGGCUGGAUCAAUUUUGUUUUUAUCAGGACUGUUAAUUUCAUUUGGAUCAAAGCUCCCAGAGUUACUACUGCUUCCCCCUCCAGAGCUGCUACCGCUGCCCCCACUACCUCCAGAACUUCCACCCAUCAUACUGCUUGGCGACAUCAUCUGGCUUGAGCCACCUCCAUUGGAACCCGAAGAUCCUCCCAUAGAUGAUGAACUUCCUCCGGUCAUCAUAUUGCUUGGUGACAUUUGACUAGUACUGCUUCCUGAUGUUCCGCUUCCAGUAGAAGUACCAGAUGAACUACUCGCGCCACUUGAUCCUCCAUUCAUGUUCAUUCCUUGAGUCAUUGAAGACAUUUGUUGCAUAUUUUGGAGAUUUUGGUUGAGCAUGUUGUUGUUCAUUGUUGUUGGAUCAAAGCUGCUGCUGCUACCUCCAUUUCCACUGCUUCCACCACUGGUACUGCCUGGUUGUGUCUGUUGAGUCAUUUGAUUGUUGAAAGAAUUAGGAUUAAAGCUGCCUGUACUUGAUCCUGAACUCGAACUGCUUGAGGAUUGACUUCCACCACUUCCGGAUUGACUUCCACCACUUCCGCUUCCACUAUUCAUAUUUUGUUGAGCUUGUUGCAUCAUUUGGUUAUUCAAAGCAUUAGGAUCGAAGCUGCUGGAACUUCCACUAGAUCCGGAACUGGAGCCACUCGAGGAGGGUUGACUUCCGCUAUUACUACCACCUGCAUUGUUCAUGUUCUGUUGAGCUUGUUGCAUCAUUUGAUUAUUUAGUGAGUUUGGAUCAAAAUUGCCCAUUGGUGAAGCACCUGAGGAAGUUGAUGAAGAACCAGACAUCAUUUGAUUUGGAUUGAAGCUGUUGCUAGAACCACCAGAACCACUGCUAGAACUGCUCCCUGGUGAUGAACUGCUGGAACUCGACGAUGAACUGCUGGAACCGCUUGACUGCAUGAACUGUUGAGCUUGCUGCAUUUGUUGCUGGAAGAGAGCAUUUGGGUCGAAACUUCCGGAAAUGCUUCCACCGCUAGCUCCCGAUUGUGAAGAUCCGGAAGAACCUCCGCUGCUUCCACCUGAAGGGCUUGCGGGGUUACUUCCUCCUGGGGAUGCUACAUUGUUUGAGGACCCAGCAAGAAACGACUGAGCUGCCUGUGACUGUUGUUGAUAGAUGGCGUUGGGAUCGAACGAAGCUCUCUUGAACGCUGAAACAGGCACGUUUUUUUUAUUAAUUAUCGUUACAAAUGACGGAAUUUGCUAAGACCAUAAGGAUGUACAUUUCGGAGAAAUAUAACAAAUUCAGAUACACUUUUUAUAAAUAUUUUGACUUUCGAAACAACUGUCCGUUAUAUAACUCACUGCCAAAUGUGUAGCUAAGAAGCACCUAUUUAUAUGUAGUAAAUGGACUGACUUCUAGUCUAUAAAUCACUAUGCAGUAGCGUUGGGACAUACCUUGCAUUGCGAGUGGUAUAUAAUCGUUUUAUUAAUAAAGGGUUUCGCACCAAAUUAUCUGAUGUUACCAAUUGACAUGGUAAGUCUAGAUGAUUAGAGGAUAUUCAAGUUUUGAGUAAAAUAGUCUCGAACGGUGAUCGUAUUGAAAGAUUGAAAUGGAUUAUCUUACAUUUAGAAUAACUGUAUUUGAAAAAUAAAUCAUUUAGAAAAGGCGCGCUUGGAAUAUUACCAAACUUUUUUUGUUAUGGUAUUUAUCAAUGCCGUGUUUAAUAGGUAACACCAGACUAGUAAGAGUCUUAAAACAUUCAAGUUUAUGGCUAUAAUGCUAUUUGUCAAAAUCAGAUUGAUUCCGUGUAUGAAGGUUAUGUUGUUUUUGUAUCACACGUGGUCUCGGUCACGCGAGUUGUAUUUGUUAUAAUAACAAGAGUAUUUUAAUGAUUAAUUGUUCACGGAAGCAUGAAGGUACAAAAGCGAAUAUCUGCUAACGAAGCAAAGAAAACAUCCAACACGAAUCCAAAAGUCGGCGCACAGAUAAUAAUUUUGAGAGAAUAGAGACAAAUCAUACACAUACAUGGAGAGACAAUCACACACAUACAUGGAGAGACAAAUCAUACACAUACAUGGAGAGACAAUCACACACAUACAUGGAGAGACAAAUCAUACACAUACAUGGAGAGACAAAUCAUACACAUACAUGUAGAGACAAUCAUACACAUACAUGGAGACAAAUCAUACACAUACAUGGAGAGACAAAUCAUACACAUACAUGGAGAGACAAUCAUACACAUACAUGGAGACAAAUCAUACACAUACAUGGAGAGACAAAUCAUACACAUACAUGGAGAGACAAAUCAUACACAUACAUGGAGAGACAAAUCAUACACAUACAUGGAAAUCAAAACAAAAGGAAACCUCAAGAACAUAACACUUGAUAGUAACAUGUCAAAAACAAAUUUGAAUAUCAAAUGUAAAUAACAGCGUGUAGAUAACAAUACGAGUGAAAAUAAAAAAAAAAACACCACUUUCCCUGAAGAAACGAGCAGGAUUAUUAUGUCCAAUUAGAUAAACAAUACGUAUUACUCGGUUAUAUACGACUUUGAUAUUCAAGUAAAAUUUCAGAAUGUAGAUUGUGAUAUUCCUGUUAAAUAUUAUAUAUGCCAGGAGGAUUUUUAUCUCUGAGUCUGAAACAGAGGCCAAUUAAGACAUGACACAGAAAAAUUCAUUAAAUAUCAUUUAGUAAGUAAGAAGUCCACACCAGUUUACAGGAUUACCUGGGAGUGCGUUACAGCAUGCAAUGUAAAUGAGCACUAUGCCGAGAAUCAUGUUGGUGACCUGAUGGAAGUCGCGCUUGUGUAAGGAACAGUGCAAAGUGGACGGCACUGUUGACCAGGUCAACGUUUAGGUCAGCGCUUUAUCUACUGGACAUACAACCUUUUAAUCGUCCAAAUAUCGGUCUAAUCGAUUGCAUGGCAUAACAUCUGCUCCCCAUCUGUCGAGAUGCAAUGAUGUCACGAAUAGGUCAUCACCUAAUAAUUAAGAUACUAUGUAUUUACAGUGCCUGUUUUCAUUAUCACAGUAACAAGUUUUCAAUACGAACUUCGCAGAUAUGUUUUUAUUCUGCUUGUGAAUAGUGUGGCAUCAAAAGGACGAAACAGCAUACUGUUUUGCUCUUUCUUAAGAAUCUGUUGUCUUUCAUUUAUAGAAAUAAACAAUGAUGCAGGU